Messenger RNA from Helianthus annuus (common sunflower), 1143 nucleotides. RefSeq lists its product as uncharacterized. The record is from RefSeq and is a predicted model, not a curated record. Bases 1 to 1143 code for a protein of 380 amino acids. The transcript has a single exon. Lineage: Eukaryota; Viridiplantae; Streptophyta; Magnoliopsida; Asterales; Asteraceae. Gene Ontology annotation, molecular function: nucleic acid binding; zinc ion binding.
AUGUCUUCAUCUCGCCAAUUUUCCCACUCGUCCAGAAAGUCAAGAGUCAACUCUCAAAAGAAGAUGAUGGCAUUUAUGGCCAAGCAGUUCGCUCGUCUUAUCCCCAAAGUUGUGACUGAAAUCCAAGCUUCCAACACCCCCAACUCUUCCAUCGACUCCAAAGUUGCCCAACCUAAGCCCAUUGCCUUUAACUACAAACAUUUCGCCUCUUGUCACCCAAAACCCUUCACUGGCCAAGAGGGUGUGACCGCUAUGUUUGAAUGGUUCGAUAGCAUAGAGGUCACAUUCAUCAAUAGUGAAUGUCCUGAUGAGCUCAAGACACGUAGUGCUACCGGUGUCUUUCAAGCAAGAGCCCUAGAGUGGUGGACGAAUGAAAGGAACAUUCGUUCAAACGAAUUGGCAUAUGCGUUGUCAUGGGAAGAAUUGAAGCAGCUCAUGAUGGAGGAAUUCUGCCCUCCUCAUGAACAACAGAAGCUUGAGGAAGAGUUUUGGUCGCUCAAGCAGAUUGGUGACGACAACCUUGCGUAUACCAUUCGUUUCAAGCAGCUGAGCUUUGUUGUAGCCCACCUGGUUCUCACUGUUGAUCGUAUGAUCAAAAAGUAUAUCCACAGUUUACCCCCUACCAUGAGAGACACCAUCGAGGCAGCCCAGCUCGACAACAUCGAGGCUGUCUAUCGACUUGCAGCAAGCCUGAACAACAAUCGCGUUCAUGAUAAACAAAUUGCAACACCUACCGGCUCCUCUAAGAUAGCCAACCAAAUCGUCCAACAAUCAAGUGGUGGCGAGGGUAAGAAACGCAAGUUUCAAGACCCUGGCUGCAAUGCGGUUGUACCUGCUGCUAACCCAAACCCUGUUACACCAGAGAACACGAGUAAACCAUACACUGGAAUCCAUCCCAAAUGUACCACUUGCAACCGUCAUCACCCUACCAACUCGAAUUGCCGCCAUUGCACUAUAUGUAACCGUUUUGGCCACGAUACCGCUUAUUGUCUCACUAACCCUGCAAACAAAGUUAGAGCCUGUUUUAAGUGUGGAGACACAACCCACCUUCGCCGCCAUUGUCCUUUAUGGAACCAAGAACGACAACCAGCCCCAAAAGCUCCAGCUCUCAAUGCCAACCAAGCUCAAGAUGCCAACACCUAA